CCCGCUCCUGUGGGGAGCUUCGCUCGGCACCCGCUGGGCGGGCGAACCCGAAACCGGGCUUGGGACCCGAGCGCCAGAUCCCGGACCCUGGACUGCGACUCUUUUGAAGAUCAGUGAUGUUCAGGGAUGUGGCCAUUGACUUCUCUCAGGAAAAGUGGGAAUGCCUGGACUCUACUAAAAGGGAUUUGUAUAGAGAUGUGCUGUUGGAGAACUAUAGCAACUUAGUGUCAUUAGAAUUGCCUUCAAGGUGUGCAAGUAAGGACUUAUGGAAAAAAGACACUUAUGAAAAAGAAUUAUCUCCAUGGCAAAUGAGUGAUAGGCUUGAGAAAUGUGAUCUUGAGGAGUCCAAUUCUAGAAAUUAUUUGGAAGUCAAAGGAAAGUUGGAGAAGCAACAAGAUAAUCAGAAGGAAUAUUUUCGACAAGGGAUGAUCACAUAUGAAAAAAUGUCUAUUUUCAACCAGCAUGCUUACUUAUCCCAACAUCCAAGAUGUCAUUCUACUGAGAAACCCUAUAAAUGUAGGGAAUGUGGGAAAGCCUUUAGACGAGCCUCACAUCUAACUCAGCAUCAGAGUAUUCAUACUGGUGAAAAACCCUAUGAAUGUAAGCAGUGUGGGAAGGCAUUUAGUCGUGAUUCACAACUCAGUCUUCAUCAGAGACUUCAUACUGGCGAGAAACCCUAUGCAUGCAAAGAAUGUGGGAAGGCAUUUACUCAGAGCUCACAACUUAUUUUACAUCAUAGGAUUCAUACUGGUGAAAAACCAUAUAAAUGUGAAGAAUGUGGGAAAGCCUUUAUUCGUAGCUCACAACUCACCCGACAUCAAAAAGUUCAUACUGGUGAGAAACCAUACGAAUGUAAAGAAUGCGGGAAAGCCUUUACUCAAAACUCACAACUUACUCUGCACCAGAGACUUCAUACUGGUGAGAAGCUCUAUGAAUGUAAAGAAUGUAGAAAGGUCUUUACUCAGCUCUCACAACUUAUUCUGCAUAAGAGAAUUCAUACUGGUGAGAAACCCUAUGAAUGUAAGGAAUGUGGGAAAGCUUUUAUCUGUGGCUCACAGCUUUCUCAACAUCAGAAAAUUCAUAAUGGGGAAAAACCAUAUGAGUGUAAGGAAUGUGGGAAGGCCUUUAUACGGGGCUCACUACUUAUGCAACAUCAGAGGAUUCAUACUGGUGAAAAGCCCUAUAAAUGUGAAGAAUGUGGGAAGGCCUUUAUCCGUGGCUCACAACUUACUCAACACCAGCGAAUUCAUACCAAUGAAAAGCCCUAUGAAUGUAAAGAAUGUGGAAAGACCUUUAGUCAUGGCUCACAACUUACUCAGCAUCAGAGAAUUCAUACUGGUGAGAAACCCUACCAAUGCAAGGAAUGUGGAAAGGCCUUUAAUCGUGGCUCACUCCUUACUCGACAUCAGAGGAUUCACACUGGUGAAAAACCCUAUGAAUGUAAAGAAUGUGGAAAAACCUUUAGUCGUGGUUCGGAACUUACUCAACAUGAGAGAAUUCACACUGGUGAGAAACCAUAUGAAUGUAAAGAAUGUGGGAAGUCUUUUAUUCGUGGCUCACAGCUUACUCAACAUCAGAGAAUUCAUACUGGUGAGAAACCUUAUGAAUGUAAAGAAUGUAGAAUGGCCUUUACUCAGAGUUCACAUCUUUCUCAACAUCAGAGACUUCAUACUGGUGAGAAGCCCUAUGUAUGUAAUGAAUGUGGAAAGGCCUUUGCUCGUGGCUUACUACUGAUACAACAUCAGAGAAUUCAUACUGGUGAGAAACCAUAUCAGUGUAAGGAAUGUGGGAAGGCAUUCAUUCGUGGUUCACAGCUUACUCAACAUCAGCGAAUUCACACUGGAGAAAAGCCCUAUGAAUGCAGGGAAUGUGGAAAGGCCUUUAGUCAUGGCUCUCAACUUACUCUCCAUCAGAGAAUCCAUACUGGUGAAAAGCCCUAUGAAUGCAAGGAAUGUAGAAAGGCCUUCACUCAGAGCUCACAUCUUUCUCGACAUCAGAGAGUUCAUACUGGUGAGAAACCAUAUCAAUGUAAGGAAUGUGGGAAAGCCUUUACUCGUGGUUCGCAACUAACUCAACAUCAGAGAAUUCAUGUCAGUGAGAAAUCUUUUGAGUAUAAGGAAUGUGGGAUAGAAUUUAGUCAUGACUCACAAGUUUAUAUGUGAAUUAUCUGGUUCUUUAUGAUUAAUAUAGAGAGCUUUCUCUGGUCAUUCAUUAUCAGCAAAGAAUUACAAAUGUGAAUGUGGGAGCACAUUUCCCAUGUAAAGCUCAGCAUCAGAGAAUCUAUAUUGGUUAAAGAAAGUGUUCAUGUAAUCUAUGUAGAAAAAACUUUCAUUAUUGAAAACUUAUUAAACUGUAGCAAAUUAAAAUAUAGAGUAACGUGUUAAUAUAGUAAGUGUAGAAAGGCCUUUAGCCAUAGCAAGUGUUAUUUUCAACAUUAUCUUGGCUCCACCAGUUGAUUUCCUUUGUGUUAUUUAUCAUGAUAAUUAACGUCUGCUUUGGUUUAGUCAUUUUAAAGAUAGACCUAAGAACAAUACCUUUCUUAUAAGAUUCUUGGAAGUAUUAUGUGAAUUAUUACAUGCAAAAGCUCUUAGAAGAGUGCCUUAAACAAAACAUAUCACAAAUGUUAGCAACCAGUUUCACUAGUUUUAUUUUAGAGAAUUUGCAUGAGAGGAGGGCUCUUAAUGAGUGUAAUGAAUACCAAGAAAUCUUUCAUUAACACUUAUCCUAGAUGAUAUGGGCAAUGGGGGCAUUGUGUGCUGUAAUGAAUGUAAAAAAGUUUUCAUUCAAAUCUCAUCCAUUAUGCUACAAGGAAAUACUGUAGCAUACUGUAAAGAAACCCUGUGAAUAUAAUCAGUGGAUUAUUGAGUGCAGCUGUCAGAGAAUUUGGGAGAGUUGUCAAGUGAUUAGUAACCAAGUCCAAGAUCCAAAGACUAAAAAUCUACUAGGAAAUUUUUAAAACGGAAUGUAUAGCAUUUUAAGUAAACUCAAAAUAAAAGGUGACAUUAUACUGUUUUGUUUGUGACAGAGACUGCUUUUUCCUUAUUAAAUAUACAUUUUCUCUUCUUUAGUAACAAAAUUCUGGGCUGAAAAAUUAUCCCAGCCUUCCUUGAAGGUCGACAAAAUGAAAGUUGUAUUCAAAUGAGUUUAAGAUUUUUUUUUCCUCUCUGCAUUUCUUUCUUUAUCUUUUUUUUUUUUUUUUUUUUUUUUUCUUACCUACAAUGUGGACAUCCAACCUGGAGCUCUGACAGACUCAUACUGACUUUCAGAAUGGUAUCUGGGUGUAACGGAUGAUGGAGCAGAAAAACAAAAGGUCUGCAACCCUUAUUUAAU
Messenger RNA from Cynocephalus volans (Philippine flying lemur), 3330 nucleotides. Its product is annotated as zinc finger protein 420-like. Gene Ontology annotation, cellular component: nucleus. NCBI's taxonomy places the organism in Eukaryota, Metazoa, Chordata, Mammalia, Dermoptera, Cynocephalidae. Gene Ontology annotation, molecular function: DNA-binding transcription factor activity, RNA polymerase II-specific; RNA polymerase II cis-regulatory region sequence-specific DNA binding. Gene Ontology annotation, biological process: regulation of transcription by RNA polymerase II. The record is from RefSeq and is a predicted model, not a curated record.